GAAUCUCUGGCUUCAGGCGAGACAUCUAAUGCUAAAGAACGGGCUAAUAAGUCAUUGGAUACGUUCAAACGCAAAGCAAAUUCACGGAGGUGGACAAGAAAAAACACGGCUAAGUUGAAUACGGAAAAUAUGAGAAAAGCUUAA
Molecule: messenger RNA, 144 nt
Organism: Funneliformis caledonium
Lineage: Eukaryota; Fungi; Glomeromycota; Glomeromycetes; Glomerales; Glomeraceae
Source: the annotation of a GenBank genome assembly